CAAAUCCCUGGAACAUCAACACCGCCAUUCUCAGCUGGACUGAAGGACAUCAUGAAGAAUUGGAACGGGCACGGUGACGCACUUGUCGCGCCUCGGCGGACUCCCGCAGGCUCUCGCUUUCGGAUCGCUGCCUUUGUUACAUUUGUCCUGAUCGCAGGAUUGAACACAGUGUUUCCCAGCCUUAAGCAUCAAUUCAUUCCAAAGCCUGGUAGUCAGCCACCAGCAAGGACCGGUUACGCCCCAGAAUCGUUCCAAUGGUCUCAGAUUAAACCGAAGAAACAUCUCGAGUUCCACAAAUGCUUUGACGGGUUCGAGUGCGCGAAACUGAGUCUGCCGCUGGACUACUUCAAUGGCACAUACCCAGAUGACACGGUCAGCGUUGCCAUUGCAAAGCUGCCUGCCAAAGUAACAAUCGACGAUCCUCGUUAUGGAGGUCCGAUAUUGCUCAAUCCAGGUGGUCCAGGAGGCCCCGGGGCGCUAUUUGCACUCAAGAUAGCAAACUCGCUGCAGUGGGUUGUUGACUCAUCUUCUGAUCCUGCUUCAACAGGGAAGGAUGCUCGAUUUUUCGAUAUCAUUGGUUUCGAUCCUCGUGGAAUUGGCGAGACUGAGCCGGCCGCCAACUGCAUAUCCGACCCUGCUGCAGCAUGGUCUUGGACAAUGAGAGAGACCGAAGAAGGUAUCUUAGGCAGCUCAGAUGCUGCGCUCGGGCGACUGUGGUCCAUGACCCACGCAUUUGGUUCUUCCUGCAAACUAGCUAUGGACGAAGAGGAUGGUCCAGACAUCAAGCAGUAUAUGACCACUGCUUUCGUUGCUCGAGAUAUGCUCGAGAUUGUGGAGAGACACGCCGAGUAUAAUGCCCAUCAGGUUGCUCAAGCCACACGCAAUAACGGAAAAAGAUCUGGUUGUCGGAAUACUGGACAUCCAAAGUACACUCCAGGGGAGGCCAAGCUGCAGUACUGGGGUUUCUCCUACGGCACCAUCCUUGGUUCCACAUUUGCGUCUAUGUUCCCUGAUCGCGUUGGACGACUUGUCUUGGAUGGUGUAGUCAAUGAUUACGACUACAACCACUCCUUAGGCAACGGCAGUCUGAUAGACAACGAGAAGGCCAUGGAAUCUUUCUACUCAUACUGCCUACUCUCUGGGUACGAAACUUGUCCACUGGGUGGAAACGCUACCACCACUGCCGAGAUCAAAAGUAAUACCGAGAGAAUUCUGAAGUCUCUAUAUCACAAUCCAUUCAUUCUCAGCUCAGCAGAAGGUCCGGAAGUGGUUACCUAUUCCGACAUCAAAAUCACCAUUUUCAGCAGCAUUUACCAGCCGCAGAUCAGCUUCGAGUCUCUUGGACAUCUCCUCCGGCAGAUCGAGGCUGGUAGCGGCGACUUGAUCGACCUUCUUUCGAGGCCCUUUAGAGUAGCCCAUACCCUGUCAUGUGGUAUCAACGGAACUGUACACUCCACAAUCUCCGACACCGGUGACGUUCCCACAUUCGCCAUCCUUUGCGCUGACGGCGUCGAUCAACAAGAUGUUAGCAUCGAUGACUUCGUCGAGUACUGGCAUCUCCUCCAAGGCAUGUCCUCGGCGGCUGGUGACGUAUGGGCAUUGCUGAAGAUGAAGUGCGCAGCCUGGAAGAUCCGUGCAAGCUACAAGUUCGACGGCGAACUUGGCGGAAACACAAGCCACCCAAUUCUCUUCGUCAGCAACACCGCGGAUCCAGUUACGCCGCUGCGAAGUGGAAGAAUUAUGCACUCUAAGUUCCCCAACAGCGGGCUUUUGGUAAAUGAUCAGGCUGGACACUGCUCGUUCUCGGUCACAAAUUUGUGCGCUUAUGACAGGAUCAAGGACUACUUCCAGACAGGGACGUUGCCUGCGAUGAACACGCUUUGCAUACCUCCACCAAGUGUGUUUUCUCUCAAUUCGACGGACCCGAAGUCUCCGUUCUAUGAUCCGACGCUGGAAGUUGGCACUUCAAUCUUCACGGACUCUCAGAUCGGCACCGAGCAGCAGAAGAUGCACAGUGCGGCAAAGACACUGCAACGUGUGAUGGCGGACAGCGAAACUUUUGGCUUCAGUGGCUUGAUUCGCAAUGAGAAGGCAGCGAGCAUCCAGAAGAUGUCUGCUGCGAAGUACUUGGACUGAAAGGUCAAGUGCCGUAUCUCGGAUACUUGAAGAAUGUGUAAUGGUGAGGAGAGCUAUCGUUUGUUUUUGUAUUUCACCUGUCCACUACUCCACCAUAUCCUACAUCUCCUAGUUGUACUUGACAGUAGCAGUCGAAGUGCGUACGAAGUAUCAAUCCAC
Molecule: messenger RNA, 2295 nt
Organism: Macroventuria anomochaeta
Lineage: Eukaryota; Fungi; Ascomycota; Dothideomycetes; Pleosporales; Didymellaceae
Exons: 2
Coding region: 52-2136 (694 amino acids)
Source: RefSeq, a predicted model, not a curated record